AUGCCAGUUACUGGGCUUCCUGUCUGCCAUCAAGGUCUCGGUGAUACCGGCGCAUUCUUACAUUCCCCUCUAUCAGGAGAGGCCCGGAAAUCUGAGGCCUCGGACGCCACUCCGUCUUUGCCUGAUACUAUCUCUCAGCUGCAGUCGCCACAGGUUCGCCGACCUCGACGAUUUACCUUAUCCUUGGCCAUAUCAACAGCCAAUACCACUGCAUCGAGAGGCACAGAAUUACCUGUAGAGUCUCAUUUCUCACCAACUAUCACUGCUACAGCUCCUAUCCAAACUCUGGGCAGCUGCAGUGGUCGGAGCAGCCUUGUUUUGCCUUCCCCAUCUUCCUGGCUCUUAACUGAUAGUGAGUCAUUUUUAAAUAACUUAUCGACUAGCAAUGCAUAA
Protopolystoma xenopodis is the source of this 393-nucleotide messenger RNA. NCBI's taxonomy places the organism in Eukaryota, Metazoa, Platyhelminthes, Monogenea, Polystomatidea, Polystomatidae. The record is from the annotation of a GenBank genome assembly.